This is a messenger RNA of Physella acuta, 13125 nucleotides long. RefSeq names its product serine-rich adhesin for platelets. Gene Ontology annotation, molecular function: protein dimerization activity. The record is from RefSeq and is a predicted model, not a curated record. Lineage: Eukaryota; Metazoa; Mollusca; Gastropoda; Physidae.
GAUGUCAAGUCUGAACAACAACAAAAAUGUAGAGUGGCAUUAUUUUUCUUAAUUUUUAUCUCGAACUACGCAAAUACAAAGGGAUUAUUUUCAUUUAGCGGUUUAUUAUUAGGAAAUAGAUAUCCAUAAAACAAAGAUUGGACAUAUUUUUGAUGAAGACUUUUGCCCAAGUAACAACAAUCAUAAUUAAUUGGCUCGACAAAAGUUGACUUUGACAUGUAGUUAGUUUGAUUAACUUGUACAGGAAGAUGUGAAAGUGGUGGGCUAUUCAGAACAAAUGAAAUUAUUGAAAUAAUUACCUAUAGGCUCUAUUGUAAAAUGAAUUCUAAUAUUUACAACUUUACUAUUGUAUUUUAAUGUGAUUACAACCAUAUGAACAUUUUAUAUGAAGUUACUAAUUUAAAAAGCUUGAAUGAAGUAGUUUGUGUAUGUACACAAAUCUUGACUCAGCAUCCAUGCCACCAUUCAAAGUUAAAGCAGUGUCUGAACUUAAGUCAUGAGUACUGCCAAGGACACUGCAGAUGUGCCAAAAAAGCCAACAAGUGAGGCAAAAAGAAUAAUUCAGAAUGAUCAGGAGAAACAGAGGAAAGAAAAGAUCAAAACGUGCAUUGGUGAAAUUGCUAAGGAAUUGCCACCAAGUGCAGAUCACAUUGAUCGUAAACCGAGUACUUUAUCGAUUGUCUCACAAGCUAAAGAUUUCAUAAAGAAAUUGAAAGAACAAAAUCAGGCAUAUGAAAAGAAUAAUGUCACAGACCAACAUCAAGAAGAACUGAAACGACUGCGUGAGAUACAUGAAGCUCAGCUUGAGAGAAUCAGACAGCUUGAAGAGACAGUGAAAGCAUAUGCUUUAGACAAAGUUGUAAAAUCCAAGUCCAAUGACGACAAUGGGUCAACAACAAGCUCAGAUAAAGAAGGGCGGCCUGGGAGGCCAAAAACUAUCAACAAACUGCUGGAGAAGGAGAAGAAUGAGCAGCUACAGACGACUCAUGCUGACUUCCACUCACUGGAUGGCUCAAUGCCCUUGUUGGGUUCAAACUUUGGUAACCACACCAACACAGGGGGAGGCACCAACAGCACACUUCCACCAUCCUCCAUAGUUCUUCCAGUACAGUCGUCCAGCAUCUCUAUCAUGACUGUCGCCCCCACGAUCCUAUCUGUGAAAAGUCCGUCUCUCGGACAGACGAGGAACCAGCAGACAAACCGGUCAAUCAGCACAGCGUCAGUCGCAGGGAGUACGUCUAGUAGCCGAGUCAACCCCUCUACGUCCUCGCUUGUCUCGUAUUUGGAUAUAGUUGGCAAUGAUUAUAACAACUCCAGUGCCAGAUCAGACGGCACCCAGAGCAAUUUGGUUUAUUCAACGGCGUCAAUAUCCUCAUCCUCCUCUUCAAUACUCUCUUCUGCUUCUGGAGGUAUGAUCAGUGCCUCAGAUCUGAUGGGGCUGCAACAGCAUCAAACAGCUGGGACAGGGAACAGCGCCAACAGCAGCAAUGUGAACAAUCUACAGAAUACAGAUCUAUCUGUGUUACAUCACCAACAACAAGGAAUCUCACCAAUGAUGAAUCUCCACCAGGACGGAACGUGUUCUACGUCCGCCUUACAAACUCUAGCAUCUGUGGCUACAAGUUCCCAUAUGGGAGGGCUGUCUGGAGUGUCCAUGGCCAACAGCCAACAGAUGGGACCCUCGGGAUCCAUGAUGGGUCUGUCUAUGGGGAUAAAUGGCAGUUUGUCUUCUGUGUCUGUUGGACACCUGCAUCAACAGCAGCAGGCGCCUAUAAUGACCUUGUCCCACCCAGACUCUGGGUCAGCAUUGUCACAGGGUUGUAAGCAAGUCAUCAUAAACGGACAAGUCAUCACGCUGACAGAUCAAAACUUGAUCAGUAACCAGCAACACUCUGAUGCUGAUUGCCAGAACAAUUUGCAGGCCAGUAACAUCUGCCAGCAGCAGGGUCUUCCAACAUUUCAACAGCACCAGCACAAUGCUCUGAAUUCUGGGAUACUUGGCCAAGGGAAUUUCAACCACCCUUCAGCCAUGGGGGGCGGCUCUCUCGGACCAGCCAACCAAAACCAGCCCCUGAUCUACACGUUCAACGACCAGGGUCAGCUUGUACCCCUGCAUUCGUCGAUCAACCAAAUGCAGAACACAGGCACUGGUCUGGAUUUUGUUUCAGUGACCGGUGCUGGAGGUGGAAUCAUUACAGGUUUCCAGAACACAACCGCGGGUGGUGGGCUGAUACCAUCAUCCAUGCACCACCAACAGCAGGCCAACUUUUUGACGCAGCCCCCAAUGGUUUCCCUGGCAGGGAACCAGGGUUCUAACCCAUCGUUUACUGUGCUGCCAAACAACCACUUGAAUUCUCUGCCCGGUCAGCUGUUGCCAGCCAGCUCGUUAUUCAUGACGCAUCAGAUGUCGCAGCAACAGCCGGUCCUGAAUCUGGCCGGCCUUGGUGGUCUACAAAUGGUCAACCCGUUCUCCGGCAUGUUGGUUAACAACAUGGGCACUGCGCUCAAUGGGGCGACGGUCAAGCUGGUGGGCAAUGAGCUGAAAAUUGUCCAGCCUGGUGACAACUCCUCUGCCCAAGGUCCAACCCAUGUGAUGGUGGAUGGGUCAUUGAUCCCUAUAUCUACCAACCCCCAGACCAUCGUGCCAAGCUCUGCACCUAUCAACACCAUGGCACAGAAGCAGCAGCAACUUUCUCUUGGGGGCAAUUCCAUAUUGCAGUUUGACCCCAACAACCCAAAUGCCCCACCAAUUCUCAUCAGUGGCCCAGUUACAACCUUCCAGAUGGCUCCCCAAAUUCUGGGCCAAGGGCCCCUCCACUCUCCUGCUUUGUCAGGGGCCCCACAUGGUCUCCUGCAAAUGGCCUCUGGUGGCCCGCUGGGUUCCUCGACACCUUUCCAGUUGGGGAACAAUGGUGGCCUGGUGGUGGCAUCCAACAUGGUGGCCAGUACAGUGACCACCAACUCUGUCACGGCCUGUAUUAGCUCACCAUCAGUUUCCGCGGCUUCUAAAGGCACAAAGGGUCUUCCACCACUGGCGCCAGCACUCUCGCAGACAAGUCCAACAAUCGGUUCCACAGUGUCCAUCAACAGUGGCUACCAGACAAUUUUACCCUCUGGAUUAUCUCUGCCGCAGCAGUUUAUCAUCAACGGCCAGAAGAUUGUGACAACCAAACUGAACACGUCCACUGGUCUGACCAAAUCCUCACAGAACAGGAAAAGAUCACCGUCUGCGUCGAGAGCCUCCCCCAUCGUGGCUGGUGAGAUAUCCUCCCACUUUGUGCAGCAGCAGCAGCUUUCAUCCACCACAACCUCCGCGCUGGUGGCCCCCAUCCAGACGGCUAAGGCUCUGUCAGCCAGUGAUAAAUCAUCCUCCAAGAGCAAGUCGUCCAAGAGACAGCAAUCUCAGAGCCAGGAAGACAAAACCAACAACAUCGUGAUAAAAACAGACCUGCUCGCCCAGGCCACGGCUACAGCCGGGAUACUCAUGGAGGGGGACACCGGAGCCGGGGACUACUCCCACAACACCACGGCUAAUGAGAAUACUUUAAACAUUUCGACAGGGUCUAACAUGAACCUGUCGGGUUCUUCAACAGAGCUUCAGAUCAACCUGAAACAGUCUCCCAGGGACGAGGAAGACGACAAUGUCCAGCUCAUCAUUGAUGAGAACUGCACCAAUGGGAUAAACUCGUCAUCCCCUGCGCAUUCCUCGUUCAGUCCCAACAUGAGCUUGGGGUCGGCCCUGUCCGUGAACACGUCGUCAUCUGUUUUCAAUCAUGACCUAGGCCUGGUCACCAGUUCCCAGCACCAGUCCUUGCACUUGCAGGCGACGAGCGGCGACCUGACCACACCGCUGGUUUCCCCCAACAUAACGUCUAGCAGCUUGAACUCAAAGCAACAGAAACUGGUAACGAGCAGUCCCAUGCCUGGGUUGUCCUCGGCUCAGCUUCUCAGCCCCCUCUCUAUGAACAUUUUUGCUAACUCAACCCCGGCUUUAGGAAUGAACACUGCAACAACAUCAGACAUGCAGGUAGUGGCAGGCCCUUUUCGACCUGAAGAUGUCAUUGCUCGCCUGGGCGGGUUCGGUGCUGAGAACAAAAUUAAGCUGAGCAGCCCGGAAUCUGGCAGUAAGUCGAACCCUUUUACCACAUCUGUUUCUAGCAUAGCCAGCUCAAGCUUUGACGCGUCCACACCUUUACACAUGUCUAUGGCCACAACAACAUCCCCCGUGCUGAAAAACUAUGUCCCCAUUGCACCAGCCCCUGCUAAAAACUCAACUGCUAUGAACUUUGCUCACGACUCACAACCUUUGACCUUUGUGGAGGCUAUGAAUCACUCAGCUGGGGCUGCGGAAAAGCCUGCCCCGAAAGGAAAAAACCGGAACAGAAAAUCUACACCUGCUACGCCCGCCGUGACAGUUCAGGUAGUAGUUGACCCACCUGUCAAUGAAACUCAGCAGAUGUCACAGACUGAUGCUAAGAAGAAAGCCCCAUCCAAGAAGAGAAAAACAAAAGCAGAGCUGCGUCAGGAGAAAGAGAAACAAGCUAGAGAAGAGGAGGAGGCGCUGAGAAAAAAGCUUGAGAGUGAGGAGGAAGAGAAGAAGAAGCUGGAGAAGGAGAAACUGUUGGCUGAGACCUGCAUAGGAGACGACGACAGUUUGCUGCCUGUGCUGAAUGAGAAUGACGCCAUCAAAGAACAGAUUCUUCAUUCAGUCACGGAAUCCAAACUUCUCAAUACAGACGGAAGUCAGAUCAGCCUCAUGGACAUGGUUGAUAAAAUAGAAAUUUUCAACUCCGCGGGCGCUGAUGGUGAAGACAUUUUUCCGUUGGGCAACCAGCUGGUUGACAGCAACAAGCAACCUGACUCUGUGGGCAGCGCCAUGUCUAAAGACGACUGCACUAUUACAGGUACUGAGAAAGUUGAUCCUAAAACUGUAAAAAGAGAAUCGGCCAGAAAAAGGAAGCAGGACGUCAGUGCUGCAGUUGUCACUGCACCUGUCCAAAACCAAAAAACUGACAAUAAGAGGUCAAAGAAACCAGCGGCCAAGCCUGAGUCGGGUCCAUCCAAGACAAUCAGCAACAAUGACGCUGUCUUGUUUGGUAUGGCUGCAGGUAACUCUGAUAUCUACGACUUUGUUGACGAGGACAACGCUAUUGAGUUCUUCCAACCACCUUCUACCCCUGCAGCCAAGUCCCCAACAAAGAAAAGCAGUAGAAAAACCAAAGGUGGGAAAAAUUCAGCAGGGGAGGCUAAUCCUAACCAGGAAACAAAAACAAACGCCAGUACUGCAAAUGUAGGGGGAAUAACGACACGCAGUGAAUCGAAAAACAGCAAUAACAGUAAAAACAAUAGUAACAGACAGACCCCACAGCAGUCUGCGCCUGCUUCAAAAAUGAAUACUGCCUCGGUUACUACUGUCUCCUCAUCAUCAGCCAACACAGUAUCAGCAUCGAUAUCGUCCAUGCCUUCACCGGCCAUGCCGAAGUCCCCACCAUCGUUUUCCCUGCCCCUGAAAUCUCCAGCACCCAUGCAGAACUCUAUCGCAGCCAGCACCCCUGGGUCAACCAUGCCGGCGGCCAAAACCACAAACACACUAGCCAACAACAACACGUUCUGUUUGUCCAAAAAAGAUGGACAGUCAUCUGAUAACAAUGUACAUGCCAGCUUGGAAGAAUCUUCCUUCUCUAUGGAGUUUCCUGAAGUUGACUUCCAUAGUUCUCCUAAGCUUUCAGAAGCUCAUGAUGACCAUGAAAACUCUAUGGGACUGCCAGCAGAAACGUUGGCAGAUUUCUUCAACCAGCACAGCCCAGGAAAGAUGAUGCUGACAUCCAGCCCCCCAACACUGCCUAAUGGAGUUUUAUCACCGUCGGAUGUGGAUUUACCUGCUCUCCGCACCCCUGCCCCACCCAUAAACCACAACCAUAACCACAAUGAGAGUGUUAUGAUGAUGGAGAAUCAACAAAGCAUGAAAGAGCACAGGUCCUCGUCCCCAGCCAGCAAACAACCCCAGUCCCGCAUGCACACGCCCCCGCCACUUGACCCUAAAUCUCCUGCAAAUGCACACAGCAGUAGCAUCUCUUCAUCCGCACCCCCUGGCCCCUCCCUCUCCAUACCCACUGCAUCCUCUUCCCCACUCCCGACGCAGAACAGCAACAACAGCAAACAAAGUAGCUGCAUGAACUCCUCCAAUAGCCUGCAUCACCUCGACGCUACUGCAACAGCAGGGCCGGAGUCCCCGAUGCCCUCCUUGAGUUCGUCCUCUCUUGAUGCCUUAUCUGAAAUAAUUCCGCUCAAGCCAAUCACGUCUGAAUUGGAAUCAGAGGAGAACGAGAGCUGCGCUCAACAGUCCAGGCGGCCGACGCCUGUCCAGACCCAGCCGUUAAGUCAUGUGCCUUUAAGUAAUGAAAUGGGUCUUGGGCUUCAGCAAGGCUCUCUUUCAGAUCUUCAGCAGAAAGCUCAGCAGCGGCAGAACCCACCUCAUCUACCACCUCAGAGUAGCCCGCACAACCUAAGACCACCUUCUGCUUCAACCACGCCCCUCCCCUCACCCAAGCUCCACGCAUCCCCAGGGUCAGCCAGCUCCGUGCACAGCAUGUCACCCGCCGCCCAGCAGCAGCAACAGCACAACCAUUCUUGUCAGAAACAGCAGCAGAACUCACAGAUGGGAGCCAGCUCCAUGCUUGACAGGGUGUCCGUGCCGCCCCUCUCACACCCUCCCCAGCAGCCACCUAACCUGUCGCAGCUGUUUGCACCCCCUGACAGCUCACCCCGCAAUGCAAACUUUGCCUCGCCCCCCAGUGGUUCCAACAUGAAGCUCAAGCACAUGAGCCCGUCAAGCGUCCAAGACCAGCAGAACUCAAGUUUUAUUCAUUCUCAGAAAGGGAAUAGCUUUAACCAAGGUAACCAACAGCAGAAGAAUCAGUAUUCAGUGGAUAAAAUUAUCGAGCACCCUAACAGUUCCAAUACCCCAGGCUCUUCCCGUCUCACAAAUGACAGCUUUAACUUUACAAACAUUGGCUCAAACGUCACAACAGCCUCUCCGAUCCUAAGCUCUGGAUCAAUGCCCUUGACUUCCCCAAGCUCCAGCGGGUUCUCAUUUUCCCUCUCUCCAUCCUCCUCGCAACCUUCCUCGUGCAGUGGCAAUGUCAACAACACAAACAGCAACAAUGGCAACAGAGGUACAGGCCCAUCUAUGCAACCUGCUCUGCCUUCAGCUGGCCACUCCUCCCACAACUCCUCAUACCUUCAUUCUUUUUUCCCGCCUCCUGCCCCAAUGAACCUCCCAUCUUCUUCAUCUGCAUCAUCAACCUCCCACCACAACCUGGCGAUGCACCCUCUUGGAAACAUGGAGAUCCAACACACUGCUUCCCGGCCGUCUAGCGGAGGUUCCUCUGCUCCAACUUAUGGAAUUGGACCUUCAAGUUUAAUGACAUUUGGCAACCAGCCCAAGCUUGACAUCCCUCCCAUAGCCAAGUCCCCAACUUACAACACAAGUACAACACCAACUUCUGGCAGUAACAACAGUUCUAAAAGUUCCAACAGCGGAUCUAGUGGAGGUAGCAGCAGUAGCUACGGUAACACAACUAAACCAAACAUGGAUUCCUCAAACAGUAAUAGAUACCCAGGCUCCAAAUCAACGCCAGAGUCUAUUUACCAACAGCAGCAGAAGAGGCCCAACACCAUCCAGCAUCCCCCAGCGGGGAUGACCCACAUGGACCCUAUGGCACACUUGUCGUCUUCAGCCCAUAACAACAGCUUCUUCCCCAUGGGGUUUUCAGCAUCCUCAUCAGCCUCCAUGCCACUGCGACACCUACCAGAUACAAGAGACAUGCCAUCUAGGUCCCCUUACGACUACUCGGCUGUGUCUCACCAUCCUGCGAUGGGGUUCCCCCAUCCGCACUCCCAGAUCCCAACUGGUUAUGGGACCCAUUCAUCUUUUUCUAGAGACUGCGCCAGGCUUGAGCCCACACAUCACCAGCAACAGCAGCAGGCACAGCAACAAGCUCAGCAGCAAGCCCAACAACAACAGCAGCAGCAACAACAGCAGCAACAGCAACAAUCACAGCAGUCUCCCCGGAAGCAGUCGGCGCCCAAGAAGUCUUCCAGCUCGUCUGUUGGUGCCAACAACAGCAGCAGCUCCACCACAAGCAAUGCAUCCAGCAGCAACAGCUCAAGCCACCGCAGCGCAAACAGCGGCAGUGGAAGUGGUGCCUCCACCAUGACCCAGGGCCACAGCCCCGCGACAUCCACCUCCAGCCGAACCCAACCUUCCCAGCACCACUCCACCCACCAGCAAACCAGCGCUUCCACCAACUCUUCUUCCUCUUCACACAACCGCAGCAGUGGCAGUUCCCAGAAAAGAAAAAGCACCUCCUCAUCUUCGUCCUCCUCGAAGAAGAAAAACACAGCAUCCCAGCACUCGGGCUUCACGGCAGACACAAUGGAUGCCAGCAUGUCUCAGAAUAUGUUUGAAUCCUCUUUCUCCUACCUAAACUUCCCCACCCUGGCACAAAGCAUGUCCCCGCCAGCCGCACGCCCACACCAGGCAGACACCCCGUUCUUGGGCGGCAUGUUCAACACACCAUCGAGGCCCAUAUCCAACUCUGGCACCAAGACAGCAGACAUGGCUGCAUCCCAUUUCCCAUUGUUCCACACCAGGGCCCAGAACUCUUUCUUCCAGCCCGGUAGCUUCGGCAUGAACUCCAUGACAGGUAACCACAGCAACGCGACUGCUGGGAUCUCCCCUCACUCCAUGGGGGUCCCCCCGCACAUGUCCCCGUUUGGAUUGUUCGGCAACGAGGCUACUGGCCCAACGGAUAACAUAGGCUCAAACAAGUUUCUCCACACCAACGCCAUUCUCCCUGGCGCACCCCAUCAGACUAUGGACCACUCGCUUCAGCAUGGGGCCCAGCAGACGGCCGCAUCGCUCUACCACAGCCGGCCGCAUUCUGCCCAGUCUCACAUGAUGGCCGCCUUCUACCACCACGGAUUUGACUCUCGGGGCCAUAUGGGCCAGGCGUUUAAUGGCUCUAUGGGCCCUCCUGCUUUUCACACCCCAGGGUUGCCUCCCAUCAACUUUUCUAUGCAUGACUCCCACUAAUAAUUAACCACGACCUUCUCCUGGUCAGACAACCAACCACCCAUGUAGUUCACAAAUUGUACAGUUGUGUUCAGUUGGAUACCUGAUGACUGGUCUGAUAUUGUUACAUAAAUUGACCUGUAAACAAAAAAAAAGUUGGAUUGGAAGCCACUGCUGGAUGUACAGUUAUGGCAUCAAAGGAAAAUGUUCUGUUGUUGAGAAGAUCUGCUUGACUUCUCUUGCUUUAAGUGCCAUGUUGUCUUUUUUUCUCAAUUGUAAUUAUUUUUUUUCCUGUUCAUUUUUCAACCUGUUUUGCAUUUUUUCCCUUUUAUUCAUUGUUGACAUUAUAAACCUUGUACAUAAUGUUGAUAUUUGUGUGUAUCAUAUUCAUAAUGGACAUAUAAUUUUUUGUGUUGAGUAAAUAUUUGUUAUGUGUAUAAGUGUAAAUCAAUGUGAUUUUUAUUUUUAACCAAUUGUACACAGGUUUUAAUUAGUACCUAGGGCACUGAUGCCAUCCAAAAUAAUGUAUGUAUCACAUAUGAAUAUAAUGCUGAAGUGUUGUUUUUUAAAUAUAUAUUUAUAUAUACUGUUUUCUUGAAGAAUAUGUUGGUUUUUUUUUUUUUAAAUUCUAAUCUACUUUUGUGUUGUGUGGUUUGAAAAACUUAGUAUCUCAGUUCCCCAAUGCUCUUGAACAGUGAAGUUGCUGCUUCUUACAUGCUGUUUUGUUGGUUUGAAAGGCCUUAAAUGAUGGCAUGUUAUGUCAUUUAAAACAAAAUAAUCACUUUUCAGUAUUUGGAUUAUCAGAGAUAUUGCCAGUUUUUGUGAGUUUUGGUAUCUUUUCUUAAAGGUUCCAAGAAGUUUCAUGACAUUUUAAUUUUACAUAAUAAUUAUGUAUAUAGCACUUUUAGACUAUUGUAAUUAUACAGAAACAUAUAUAUAUAUAUAUACACACAUAAGUAUAUAUAUAUAGUUUAUAACCUACAUUUUCUGGAGUAGUUAUAAAAUAUUUGAUGUAAAUAACCCCAAUAAAUUACAGACGUGUUAAAAUACCACAACUAUUUAUUAGAGCCAUCUUGUGUAAGGCCAUUGUGUACAUAGCUCUGCACUGUUGUGUGCUUUGUAAGAAUGCCUGUCCAAUCAUCUGUUUUGUUUAUACUGGCUUACUGUGUGAGCUUAUGUGUUCAUGUCUCCUAUUGGUUACAUUUUUAUCCAUGUUCUCUGAUAAACCACAGUUAUUGGUUAGUAUUUUACUUAUACAGAAAAUAUAUUAUUACAUUGUUGUGUAAAUAACUUUUUUUAUUUGUUAUUCAGUCGGCUAGGCACAUUUUUUAAAAAUAAUUUUUAACACUAAGAUGAAUUAGCGAAUAAUUUAGGUAACUGAAAAAGGGCCUUAUUAAUUGGUUUUCAUGAAAUGUUAAAUUAUCUUGGAAAUGUUUUUCUUGCUAAUUUACUUGUAACAAAAAAUAAAAAUUGCUAAAUUGUUGUGUGUUUACAUGGACGAGUAGCUAGAGUCAGUUACCAUUAUAAAAAAAGGGAAGUUAACUACUGGUUGUUAUAAAGGAAUUGCACAAUGUCUAUUUCUCUGACAUUAUAGUUACACUCAAUACUCUGACUGUUGGAGGCUAAUCUGAUACAGUGUAAGUUUGUUGUUAUAGCUUGUUUAUACAUAUGCAGGCAUAGAAUUGUAAAUACAGCUAAGUAGAUUUGAAGAGAUCUUAUCAUUAAUUCGGAGAUGUAACUUUCUUUCUCUCCCCCUCCCCCCUCCUCACCCCCAUGACUACAAUUUAAAAAAAAAAAACCACAGGCAUCUCUUUUUAUAUUCACAAAAGUAUUUAUUUUGACUUAAAAUUACCAUUUGGAAAAACUUGAAAAUAUUUCUGAUUUUCUUGUUAGAAACAUGAAAAUACAUGAAAGUUCUCUAGGAAAAAAAAGUUUUUUUUUAGUUGAUUGGUUACAUCUCUGUAUUAAAUGUUUCAUUAAUUAUUUAUUUAAACUCUUGAAUUGUACAUUGGAAUUGCAGUAAAAAUAUUGUAUCUUAAUUUGGAAUCUUGAAAUCUGCAAUAUUAUUGUUUAGCUAUUGUAUGAAACUGAAGGAGGUACAGACUUAUUACUUUUUUGUUUAUUUUCAUAUCUUCUUGCUUAAACUUCCCACUUUACAGGGUCGUACUUAUAAAUAUUUUUUUUAAAAUGGAGAGUAGACGUGCAACGUAUGGACUCUGUUACUAGAUCUUUGAGACUUGGAGAUAGAACUGUCAAAAGGUUUUCAAAAUUAUUUUCUGGUUUAUUUUCAUGGUUUAAAUCUUUGUCAGGAGAGAAAGCUAACAGGGAAUAUUUGGAAGUUAGUGCUUUUUGGUUUAUGCUGUUUGAUAUGGUAUAGAGGAAAUAUAAAGUUGCACGAUUUUUAUUUACUACUGAACGAGAAUGGGCUGGGAACUAUUAGUGACUACUUUAAAAUUUUUUAAUGUGACUAUAAAAUAAAAGAAAAAAAAUUUACCUUGAGAACAAUGAACUUUUUUUAAAACAGUGUUUUAUUAUUAUUAAAUACUUUAACAUGUGUGACUUAACACUUUGUACUAAUGCUUUAAUCUCAUUAAAGUUUUAAAAUUUGCUAUGUAAACAUGAAUAAAAAGAUCUCAAUAUUUUUUCCCCCCUUCAUAAAAUGAUACAUUUUAACUUGUCAUAAUAUAUAAGAUAACAUGUUUCAUAGUUCAUACAUAUUAAAUAUUAUAAUCCAGUGAAUUUGAAUUAGCAAGCCAGCCCCUACAAUAUCUCUGCCCAUGUUUAACAUAGAUAUCAUGUUGUAGCAGCAGGCUCCUGCUGUAACCACCUAUCUUGUUGUCCUCUUUGAUUCCCUGCUAAUGUCAUUGCAGUAAAAUCUUAUCUGCUCAAGUUGUGUUCCUAGCAGCCAGUCUAGUAGGAAAUUGUAGACCCCCUCAUGCCUUUGUUGUCAUUUACAUAUGUUUUAUGUAUAUAUGUGUACAUAUGUUUCAUCUACAUGUCUGUUUUAUACUACCCUUUAACAGAGCAUAAUAUUUGUUCAUUAGCUUUUUAGUUCUAAUAAUCUUGAUUCAGACAUAACUUGUGUGUGCAGGAUUAACAUACAUAAUUAACUCACAAUUUUUUUUUAAAAAGAUUUUAUGUGUGAUAAUUAAAUUAAGUUUUUUGGCCAUGCUGAAGAAUUGUAAACAAGACAAUGGCAGAAGCUUGCUGCUGUUAACACUGUUUUAAUUAAACUUGUUUUAAGUUUUACUGUAUUUUAACUUAAUUUGUUGAAACGAGAACCAUUUACAGAAUUGCAGAGGUUUUUCUCUUUUUGUUUUCUUUGACCUAUUAAUUUUGAAAAGAGGCAUAACAUUUUUUGUUAUUGAGAGAUAAUGAAAGAGAAGAGUUAAUGAAAAAGCAAUGUUUUUACUAAAAGUUAAUUUAUACUAAAUUUUAUACUUGUAUUGCUAAUUAAAAACAAACUUAUAUACUGUUAUUUAAACAAAAAGUUUGAAUUUAUUUACAAUACUUUUGUAGAAAUUUUUUGAAUCUUAUGUUAAAAAUGAAUAUAUACAUUUAAUAAUGCUAACAUUAUUUCAGUGUCAGAAUUAAUAUAAGUUUCUAUUUGCAUAGUAAUUGUGAAGUAUUUUAUGCUAAAAAUCACAUUCAGGAAAUACAUGAAAUCAAGCAGUGUGUAAACGUUAUAGAAAGUUCUCUCCAUUGUUUAUACAUUAUUUGGGCUCUGAUAUGAUUCACACAAUGUUUCAAGAUAUGUCUUUUGUAUAUCUUGUCCAUCAUUUUUUUUGGGUUGUUAUAUUUAAAACAAUAAACCACACCCUGUUAAUUGUACAUACGACAUUGGUUGUUCAAUUUUUAAUUUUUAUUCUGACUUUUAUUUUUUUUGCUUGUGAACAAAACUAUUUAUUUUUUUAACGAUAGAAUUAGUAAUGUAAUCCAUGCUUACUGUUGGUGUCUUGUCAAGUUUUUUUUUUCAUGUAGGCUGAUUAAAACGUGCUCAGUGGCUCAUACAACUUGUAACAAUAAAAAGAAAAUGUUAACUAACAGUU